This is a messenger RNA of Amborella trichopoda, 1689 nucleotides long. RefSeq names its product Nucleotide-diphospho-sugar transferase family protein. The record is from RefSeq and is a predicted model, not a curated record. NCBI's taxonomy places the organism in Eukaryota, Viridiplantae, Streptophyta, Magnoliopsida, Amborellales, Amborellaceae.
CCGUGACGUGAUCGCGCCGUCUAUAAAACCCUAGCCGGGUGGGCCCAAACCUUUCUUCCUCCUAUGAAGAGAGCACUUUCCCGGUCAAAUUACCGGGCUCAUUCUCACUUCACGAUGAAAAAUCCGGGCGAAAUAGUGCCGGACUCGCACACUUUCCGUCGAUACGUGGCCCAUCUACUCUUCAUCUUAGCCAUUGUUUUCCCCUGCGUCAUACUCUUUCGUAUUGUUCAUCCGUUAGAUGCCCUGCCUCGGCUCGCUGGAAACUCUUCUGAAAAUUUCGAGGGCUCACUGGAGAAUCAACGGAUUGCGGUGAUUCAGGAGAGCGAUGAUUCGACUGCUUUAUGGGAAACUGAGGAUAAUAAGUUGGAUGCUGUUUUGAAGAAAGCUGCAAUGGUGAAUAAAACAGUUAUAUUAACCACUUUGAAUGAAGCAUGGGCAGCCCCAAAUUCAGUUAUCGACCUGUUUCUUGAAAGCUUUCGAUGGGGUGAACGAAUAAGACAACUUUUAGACCAUUUAGUGAUUGUUUGUUUGGACCAAAAGGCAUUUGCUAGAUGCUCAUCUAUACAUAACCACUGUUAUGCUCUGAGCACUGAAGGUGUUGAUUUUUCCGGCGAAAAGUACUUCAUGACUCCUGACUAUCUGAAAAUGAUGUGGAGGAGAAUAGAUUUUCUAAGAACUGUGCUCGAAAUGGGUUAUAACUUCAUUUUUACGGAUGCUGAUAUCAUGUGGUUUCGAAAUCCUUUUCCUUAUUUUUACCAGGACACAGAUUUUCAGAUAGCAUGUGAUCACUUUUUGGGCAAUCCUAGUGAUUUAGCCAACAGACCCAAUGGGGGGUUUAAUUAUGUUGUUUCCAAUAAUCGAACCAUAGAAUUUUACAAGUUUUGGUACUCAUCAAGACAGAGGUAUCCAGGAUUCCAUGACCAAGAUGUGCUUAAUGUUAUUAAAUAUGAUCCAGCAAUCGAAGUAAUCGGUCUAAAAAUUAGAUUCCUAAGUACUGCUUACUUUGGUGGGUUUUGUGAACCAAGCAAGGAUUUAAAUGUCGUUUGUACGAUGCAUGCAAAUUGUUGCUAUGGUCUAGGUAACAAACUUCAUGAUUUAAGAAUUAUUCUUGAAGACUGGAGAAAAUUUAUGGCGUUGCCCAUAGAGGAGAAAAGAUUACGGCAGUUAUCUUGGAGGGCUCCACAAAAUUGCAGUAUUUCAUCUGCUCGUCAUUAAGGUUUUCUCCUGUACGAGCUGUCUAGGAGAGCAUAAGUUGUGGGCAUUUAACUUGUACAGAUGUGCUUUUCAUAAGCCAAAAGUUCGUAAUUUUAAGGGCUCAAGGAGGGUCGCAUGGGCUAAAAUGUGAAGCUGUCCAUCUAGAUGUCAGUAUGGAAUCCAUCAAACAACAAUAUUUCAGUACUGUAAAGCCUGACCAAAGAACCAGGCUUCACCAACUCAUGUGCCCCACUUAUGCACCACUGUAAAGAAAAUAUCGUGGUUUUAGGUAGACACAUUUUUGUCGAUGCUGGCAAUUUCUUGACAUAUUUUGAUCUUUUCUUUGUUUCGAAAGCAAAGCUGUUCAAAAUUUUAUUCAGUUGAUAUGGAAUGUGCUGAAAGCUAUUCCUCUUCUCCUGUAAAUAGUUUGAUCAUUUUGACUCAGCAUUUUGGGUUCUCUCUUGUGAAAUGGAAUGUUCUGAACGCUAUUGCUCA